Tachysurus fulvidraco (yellow catfish) is the source of this 1430-nucleotide messenger RNA. RefSeq lists its product as uncharacterized. NCBI's taxonomy places the organism in Eukaryota, Metazoa, Chordata, Actinopteri, Siluriformes, Bagridae. The coding region runs from base 217 to 1362 and encodes 381 amino acids. The transcript has 6 exons. The record is from RefSeq and is a predicted model, not a curated record.
UCAUUUCACUGUGUACUGGAACAGCAAUAUACAGUAUGUUUGAAAUGACAAUAAAAGCUUCUUGGUUUGACUUGACUUGACUAUGUAAAGAGUUCUACAGAGCUUGAAUAGAGAACUGAGUUUGUGGGGCUACUGGAAGGCGUGGAAGUGGUUUAGGUACUGUAGAAGUUUGCAGUGUUCAGACCAACGUCAGUCUGGCACGUAAAAGACCCUCUGAUGUGUGAGCAUAAAAAUAUCUGUGUGGAUUUCAAAAUGAAGCCUGUUCUGAUCGCAGUGUUUUUUAUCAAUUUGUCCACCUCUAUUCAGGAAGAACGUCAGGGCCGUUUACAUCCAGCGUAUAUUUACAAUGGUGGAGUGACCAAAGUGAAGGAAAGUGAAAACAUCAUCUUUAAGUGCUCAACUUUUAAUAUGACAGUUAAUAGAACAGAAAGCAUAAUCUCCAUGUACCUCUUUAAAAAUAAUGAGAGAGUCAAGAUGAAGGCUAUUGAAGAUACAAAAAUAGACGACACAACAUUUCUCCUUACAAAUCUUACUGUAGAACAUUCUGGAUUGUACACAUGUCUUUACUCUGAAGAGAACCUUAAUGUCCUUAAGACAAAUGCAACAGGACACAACUCUGUCUCACUCGAGGUUUGGGGUAAAAUAUUACCAGCGAGGAUUGAAAGUACAGAAACUUCAGUAACAAAAGGAGAAACAAUGAAACUGAUCUGCACCUUUACAAAAAUUCUAAACUGUGCUCAAGUCUACGUUUAUCUCUGUGUCAAUGGGAUCGGAAACAGCAAGAAGCAGGUGAACUGUAGCAACAGGAACAUUUCCACAACAUUUCACCUUAUAGUCUCUGAAAACUCUGUGAACUACAGCUGUGUGUAUUCAGUGUCUAACUACAAUGUCAGUGAGGUGAGAUAUACAGGAGAAAACAACAUCUUUGUCCAUGGAGGUGAUUUUUCCCAUAUCAUGCCAGCAAAUAUCAUCCUAAGAAAAGUUGGGCAAAACCUCGAACUAAAAUGUUCUAUUCCCGGUUUAAAAGCAGAGUUCAAACAAAUCCACAUGUAUCUGUGUAAAAAUGGUGAUGGUCUGAGAAUGAAGCUACUGAGAGAUAAAAAUGAACACAUCUUUAUUUUGAAUAAAGUCUCAGAAGAAGACUCAGGGAUUUAUAGCUGUGUGUACUCAUUACAAAAACACAAUCAAGACUUGUGCAAUACGACACACAAUCAAAUCCAGGUUCAUAUCUAUGGCCUGGUGUGGGAGAGAAAUCUUCUCAGGCUGAUCUUCUCAGUUGGAGUGCUGAUGCUUGCGUGCUUCAUUAUUAUUUUUGAUUUCAAGACACGUAACAGUUCAGAAGAACCAGAACUGCAGACCUAAUGUCUGGAACGGUGCUUUUUCUGUUUUUUCUUUUUUCUUUGUUCUUUCUUUCAUGUAAAAAAAUCAGU